AUGGGCGUGUGCCUUUGUAAGGACAAGGUCGACGAAGGCUUCAUCGAUGAUAGCAGCCGGGAUUCGUACGCACCGAACGGCAGCGAUACGGGCCGACUGGCGGGUGGUGGUGGAAGCGGCGGUACCGGAAGUGGCGUUGUCGGUGGUUCGGGCGGACAGAAUGGACACCACCACAUCCGGCACUAUUCCCGGUCCGAUCGGCAGGUUUCACUCUCCGACACGGUGGACAUGCUGGUGAACGAAACGCUCGAAAUCAUCGGUUCGAUUGUGGACAAUGAACCGGAAACACCUAGCUCGAUGGUGAUGCUGCACGACAUAACGGACAAACCUUCCGGUUGGAUACAGCUGGUAAAAUCGUUAAUACGUGUCAUACCGCUCGACAACCCGAUGGGCCCAAGCGUCAUCACGCUGCUGCUGGACGACAGUCCGCUUCCGUCGAAAGAGUCCGUGCUAGAGGUGGCCGAUAUGAUAACACGUUCGAUUCGGCGCACACCGAAGCGUGAGCGUAACAUGUGCAUCAUUCUCGGCUUCCUUGCGGAACGACUUGCCGGUCCGUGCAGUAUAUCGGCCCUGUCGGAGGUAACGCUGGGAUAUUUGCUGGGAAAUUUGGACGAAGGAAUCCAUCCCGAUGUGAUGUUGUUCUCGCUGAUUGCGCUGGAGAAAUUUGCACAAACGAGUGAAAACAAGAGCACGAUAAGGCGAAAAUUAGCGCUCUAUCCGGACAAUCCUUUGUUGCGCCUCGAGAGACAUAUCGCGAGUACCGAUUACACCAUGCGUCAGGUCGGGUUUUGUGCUCAGUGGUGCUUAGACAACUAUUUCCUGAUCGAAGGUCGGCAAUACUCAUACGAGGUAGCGGAUGUUGGUAACGUAAAUGUGAUGCUCAACACGCGAGAUGUCAGCGAGUACCUGAAAAUAUCGGCCGAUGGACUGACGGCUCGGUGCGAUGCAUACUCGUUCGAGAGUGUCCGGUGUACCUAUCAGGUUAAUGCCGGUUGCUGGUACUAUGAGGUGCUGAUCAUGACACCGGGCGUCAUGCAGAUUGGCUGGGCGACGAAGGAUUCCAACUUUCUGAGCCACGAAGGUUACGGCAUCGGGGACGAUGCGUACUCGAUCGCGUUCGAUGGCUGCCGGAAGCUGAUCUGGCAUAAAGCGAAACCGAUGCAGCACAAUCUGAACGUAUGGUCCGGUGGUUCCAUACUGGGUUGCCUGCUGGAUCUUGAUGCACGGGAAGUGAUCUUCAGUUUGGACGGUGUCGAGUGUGAGGUGCUCCGGCAGCUGUUUGAAUCGGGCGGUGCAAUCGAUGGGUUUUUCGCUGCGGCCUCGUUCAUGUCGUUCCAGCAAUGUCGCUUCAACUUCGGCUCUACGCCGUUUGUCCAUCCGCCCAAAAACCGGACGUUUAUGAGCUUUAACGGUCAUGCCGUGUUAAGUGAGCAAGAUAAGAUUGUUCUACCGCGCCAUCUCUUCCUGGAACAACUACGCAAGUUGAGCGUGCGGGAAGAUUCCUGUACGCUUUGCUUCGAUAUGAAGGCAACGAUACGGAUCGAACCCUGUCAGCACCGAGGUUUCUGUACGAACUGUGCCGCAUUGCUGCAGUUCUGUCCGAUGUGCCGGGCAGAAAUCGUUGGCACGGUACAGGAGGAAUCGGCUCCAGAGGGCACAAGUCCGGGACAGUCGGAAGCUAACGAAGCAGGUGAUACAACAAACAGCACUAAACCAAACAGCAACCCCGAAGAACAACUACAAUAA
Anopheles marshallii is the source of this 1746-nucleotide messenger RNA. RefSeq names its product RING finger and SPRY domain-containing protein 1-like. NCBI's taxonomy places the organism in Eukaryota, Metazoa, Arthropoda, Insecta, Diptera, Culicidae. The transcript has 6 exons. The coding region runs from base 1 to 1746 and encodes 581 amino acids. The record is from RefSeq and is a predicted model, not a curated record. Gene Ontology annotation, cellular component: cytoplasm. Gene Ontology annotation, molecular function: protein binding; ubiquitin-protein transferase activity.